Messenger RNA from Acanthocheilonema viteae, 327 nucleotides. The record is from the annotation of a GenBank genome assembly. Lineage: Eukaryota; Metazoa; Nematoda; Chromadorea; Rhabditida; Onchocercidae.
AUGGCGAUGAAUAUCGAUCCACCCGAUGUAACAUUUCAAGCUUCUGGUGGCAAUACUACCGUCAAUAUCAUUAAUCAAUCCGAAACCAGAUUAGGCUUUAAAGUGAAAUCAACCAACAACGAUCAUUACCGUGUCGCACCAGUGUAUGGUUUUGUUUCUAAAGGUGAUAAAACGGAAUUAGCAAUCAUUCGCCUGGAAGGACCACCUAAGGAGGAUAAGUUUGUAAUUCAAUGGGCUGAGGUACCGGAUGAAGAGGAUGACCCUCAGGCACCAUUUAAAGCUGGUGCGCAAGCAGGUGAAGUGAUCCUGCCUGUUAAAGCUGAAUGA